CCCGCCACCGCCUCCCUCCGUCCCUCCCGCCCGCCCGCCCUCCCGCCGCCGGCUCAGCCUCAGCCUCAGCCCGCGCCUCGCCUGACCCGUGCCGCUCGCACACACACACCCACACCUGCCCGGCUCCGCAUCCCGCCGCCUCCUCUCUCAGCAUGGUCAUCAAGGUCUACAUCGCCUCCUCCUCCGGCUCCACGGCGAUCAAAAAGCAGCAACAAGAUGUGUUAGGUUUCUUGGAAGCCAACAAAAUUGAAUUUGAGGAAAAGGAUAUCGCUGCCAAUGAGGAGAAUCGGAAAUGGAUGCGCGAGAACGUCCCUGAAGACAGCCGGCCAGCAAGCGGGAACCCCCUGCCGCCCCGGCUCUUCAACGACAGCCGGUACCUUGGGGACUACGAAGCUUUCUUUGAAGCGCGAGAGAACAACGCGGUAUAUGCCUUUUUAGGCUUGACUGCGCCACCUGGUUCAAAGGAAGCUGAAGCACUGGCAAAGCAGCAAGCGUGAAUUUCAACUGCCUUAAAUGUUCUGUAAAGGGAAUUUCCACAGCUUUUUAUAAAAUAGUACAAUUGUCUCUGCUUCAAGAAAUGUAGAUGUGAUUUCUAACGUUUGAUUGGUGCUUGCAGCAUUCACCGUACAUAAUACAAAUCUGAAGACAAGAUGAAAACGCGAACGUGACGGUAGAGAGCACGGAGUGUUUUAUUACCAAGUUGGAACCAUAGGAAACUGAAGCAAUUAGACAGGAAUGAUUUUCACGUAGUUUAAACUGUCUUGGCAAUUCGCCCAUUUUGUGUAAACUUAAAGAAACUAUUUUAGUACUAAUAAUACAGAUGGGGUUAUACCUAGAGAUCCAACUAUUUAAAAUAUGGAAAACAGCAUCUAAAACCUUGUCAGAUACUAACUUUAGUGCCUGAGUUGCCUCAAAAACGUUACUGAAUUCCACAGUAAUUUUUCAGUGUCUUUUCUGGUUUCAGAUGAAAUUGUAGGUGGUAUUGUGUAGUAUAGGCAUUGUAGUCACUUUUGAAAGUUGUGUUUGUUCUUUUGUAGAAUGAAUAUUUAAGAUUUGUAUUGUAACACACUGUACAGAUGAUGGAAAAAAAAAAUAAUGCCAUGUAUUUCUCAUUUAAGUGAUCCGCGUGGGCUCUUUUGACAAAGAAAAAAGGGAUUUGGGCAAUGGACAGCCUUUCCAUUGGCAAGUUCAUCCCGCAGCUGCCUAAGCGUGAGUCGAUUCCAUCCCUGCGUGCAAGAGUCGCUGCAGCUCGGUGAAGUAUGCGCUAAUUCCCAGGCAAUGUUGCAAAUAAGCCAAAACGGCCAGAAAUGGCAUUUCCUUACCUGUGUAAGGGUGAAAGCCUUUAAUGUAUUUCUCUACAAAAAUGCCGGUUCACACUGCUUAUAGCAUUAGGCAUCUUACUGCAUGUUCGAGUAGUCAUUAGAUUCAUAUAGUAUUUUUUCAAAUGAGGAAAUAAAUGUUGGAAUAGCAAGAACUAUUGUAAUUAAGGAAGACUUUUUUCGCAAGGCUUUUUUUUAAGGUUAAAAGACUUUUUUUUCCAUUGUUUUUGCCAUAUCAUGACGCUAUUACAGGAAUUGCAAACCUAUUAAAGUGUCUUGUAUUAGUGAAUUUACCACGUGCAAUAUUAACCCGUCUGUUCUCCCAGCGCUCACGAGAAGGUCUGCAUUUCUUGGCCUUAUUCUGCAAAACCACAAAUAAUUACAAGUGCCCUGAAGGAUAAGAAACAGGUUUAAAAAGUGUGUGGGUAAUUUAAAAUGCAUUUUGCACCACGUAAUGUACUUAUUCCCCAAAAGCAAAAAAAAAAAGACAGUAAGAAAGAUAAUUAGUCCUUGCUGUAGUGAGAGGAUCAUUCUAACAGCUCUGCACAGGCACAUGUUGAUUUUCUUUGCUUUAUGGAGACAGAGAAGCCGGUGCUGCAGAUCCGCAAAAGGCUGCAGCUCACCAUCGCCACGCGGUUAUUUUAUGCUGAUGCUGUAAAACAUGUGCGGUGCUUUUAAAAUACUUUCUGAAACGGAUUACAGUUCAUAGUUUCCAAGUCUGAAAUUAGGAACAGGAUAAAAGUCAAAACUUAGGUUUACAAAGAUGUUCUAAAGGGCGGCAAUUAAAUACUUCCCUCGCCAGCUUUGCUUGGGGGCUUGUGUUCCGCCCACUGCAGCCAGCGGUUUUCUCAACAUUAGUUAAAAGAGAAAUGCGGGGGGUACCUGCUGCGCUGGGAGGGAGCUCGUGAGGAAGCUUCCACCAAGCGAGCAGGAUCCAGCAUGGAGCCAAGUUAGUUAAAAUGACAUUUAAUUCAUAUUUUUUUUUUUUUCUGAUUUGGGAGCCUGGGAGUCAGUUUGAAGCUUGUCCUUACACGAGCAAGCGCAGUAUCAGAAGGCACAGGGAUCGACCAAUGUCGCCUUACCUUCAACAUUAACACACGCAAUUGUGCUUUUUCAUUAACAAGCUUUACCAGUAAUUACUGAACUUUGCUGAAAUUUAUUUUUAAGAUCUUUUGGGGAUGGAAGUUAGGUUACGUUUUAAAUCCAGUGUCCGACUUUCGUUGUUCACUAUGAUUUUCUCUUUCUGAACCGAGGUGAUUUUUCUUUCUUAAUAUUGGCAUAAUCUUUGUGCCUAGUGGUGAAGUUUUUGAGAAACUAUAUAAGAAUACCAAGUGCAGUCUUGUGAAGAAAGUGGAAUUUGACACACAAGUCACUACAUUUGUGCCAGUUUGCGCCGUUUCCUGCGUAAGGAAAGUAUGGUGUAAGUUUCGUAAAUUACAGUCAUUAUUUUGGAGAAGCUGUAAUUGAAAGUCGCUGCCAAAUUCUGUCAGUUCAGCGACCCAAAACAUUCUGGAACGAGGUCAAUCUCCGUUUCUGAUGGUCAAAAAAAUUGGCCAAGUUUAAGAAAGCAAAGUCACUUCCCUCGUCUUGUCCCCCGCCCUUGCCAUAUGGUAGCGUUCAAACUGUAUCAGCAUUCCUAAGCGAGCUCUGUUGAGAAUUACUGAGUUAUUUCUUUGUCCGGGGAACAAAGCACCAACACAAACUGAAACAUACCCAAAACCUCUCUCUCUUGUGCGACUGUGUGGAAAACUUGCAUUCAUUUUGGUGCAGAUAUCUUGCAUGAAUUUAGGAGUGCUAGGAAUGUGUCGCCUGUGUGCUAUUUUUCUGUUUCCCAUACCUGUGGUAGGUCAAUGAUGGGCACAAGAACUGAAUUUGUUCGUUUCUGUAUUAUUUUUUCCCUAUGUAGAAGGCAGGCGUUGAGGAUUUAACCUGUAUAUUAACCAUUCCUGUACCAUUCCAAUAAAGCUGGUUUAGAAUGCUUUCUCACAUGACUGA
This is a messenger RNA of Chroicocephalus ridibundus (black-headed gull), 3314 nucleotides long. It is a transcript of the gene SH3BGRL, whose product is annotated as SH3 domain binding glutamate rich protein like. The transcript is spliced from 4 exons. The record is from RefSeq and is a predicted model, not a curated record. Gene Ontology annotation, cellular component: cytoplasm. The coding region runs from base 153 to 497 and encodes 114 amino acids. NCBI's taxonomy places the organism in Eukaryota, Metazoa, Chordata, Aves, Charadriiformes, Laridae.